Messenger RNA from Oryzias latipes (Japanese medaka), 2097 nucleotides. Its product is annotated as vacuolar protein sorting-associated protein 4B. Gene Ontology annotation, molecular function: ATP binding; ATP hydrolysis activity. The record is from RefSeq and is a predicted model, not a curated record. Gene Ontology annotation, biological process: endosomal transport; vacuole organization. NCBI's taxonomy places the organism in Eukaryota, Metazoa, Chordata, Actinopteri, Beloniformes, Adrianichthyidae.
AGCAUCGUCGGGUCACGUGAUCUCCGCGGAAAUGGAGCUUUGGAUGCGGAAGAAUCAAACCAGGAUGUUUUUUCUCUGCGUUUACUGUUGUUCUUUCAUCAAACGAGUGUAAAAAAAGUUCCUGCCGCGUCAAAAAGCCUUCCGUUUUAAACCUUUGUGGGCUUCUCUGGAACCAAAUCAGCCGCGUUUUCCUGACAUCAUUACCUGUUUGUGAUGGCGUCCGGUAAUUUACAGAAAGCUAUAGAUCUGGCCAGCAAGGCUGCGGAGGAGGAUAAAGCCAAAAACUACGAGGAGGCUCUCCGCUGUUACCAGCACGCCGUGCAGUAUUUCCUUCACGUGGUCAAAUAUGAGACUCAGGGGGAUCGAGCAAAGCAGAGCAUCCGGGCCAAGUGUGCGGAUUACCUGGACAGAGCCGAGCAGCUGAAGGAAUACCUGAAGAAGAAGGAGAACCAGGAGACGGCCAAACCCGUGAAAGAGGCGGGGGACAAAGGAAGUGAGAGUGACGAAGGCGACAACCAAGAGAAGAAGAAAUUCAAAGACCAGCUCUCAGGCGCCAUCGUCAUGGAAAAGCCCAACAUCAAGUGGAACGAUGUAGCCGGCCUGGAGGGGGCCAAAGAAGCCCUGAAAGAAGCCGUCAUUCUGCCCAUAAAAUUCCCUCACCUGUUCACAGGAAAGCGAACUCCUUGGCGGGGGAUCCUUCUGUUUGGCCCCCCUGGAACGGGAAAAUCCUACUUAGCCAAGGCGGUUGCGACAGAAGCCAACAACUCCACCUUCUUCUCUGUGUCCUCCUCCGACUUGGUGUCCAAGUGGCUGGGGGAGAGUGAAAAGCUGGUGAAGAACCUCUUCGCUUUAGCCAGAGAACACCGGCCGUCCAUCAUUUUCAUCGAUGAGAUCGACUCUCUGUGCGGCUCCAGGAGCGAGAAUGAAAGCGAAGCAGCUCGCAGAAUCAAGACAGAGUUCCUGGUCCAGAUGCAGGGUGUUGGAAAUGACAACGAAGGAAUCCUCGUCCUUGGAGCAACAAAUAUACCGUGGACGCUAGACUCAGCCAUCCGAAGAAGGUUUGAAAAGCGGAUUUACAUUCCUCUGCCAGAGGAGCAUGCUCGCUCCUCCAUGUUCAAACUCCACCUGGGCUCCACCCCCAACAACCUGACGGAGGCGGACUUUGUCACGCUGGGCAGAAAGACGGACGGUUACUCUGGAGCAGACAUCAGCGUCAUAGUCCGGGACGCCCUGAUGCAGCCUGUCAGGAGGGUUCAGUCCGCCACUCACUUCAAGAAGGUCCAGGGCUCCACGUGGAACAAUCCUGGGGUUGUGGUGGACGACUUGCUGACGCCGUGCUCACCCGGCGAUCCGGGCGCCAUGGAGAUGGCGUGGAUGGAAGUUCCUGGAGACAGACUUUUGGAGCCGAUUGUGUGCAUGGCGGACAUGCUUCGCUCAGUGGGCAGCACCAAGCCCACGGUCAACGAGCAGGACCUGGAAAAGCUGAAGAAGUUCACCGAAGACUUUGGUCAGGAAGGCUGAUGCCGCUUUGGGGCAACACCAGAGCGGCUGGCACCUGCAGAGGCUCCUGUUUACGUUUAAAGCUCUUUCCUCUCAGAAAUCUUUAUGAACAGGUAUUCUUGUCACCGUUAGGUCAACAGUUGGAGGAAAGGUCAUUUCCACGAGGAAUCUGUUUUUCUGACACUAAGAACGCCGCCUCAUGGAAGGUGGCUCAUGUUGCACUUUGAGACUUUUUUCCUAGUGAGUCAUGGGGGGUUGGGGGUCUUCUUUGAACUUAUUUACUCAGUUUCUCUGUAGAACUACAAGCAAAACCUUCUGGGUUUGAUGAGGGUGACUGAAAGGAAACAGCUACUCUUUAUGUGAGGGUUAAUGGCCGCCGAGGUGUCCGUUAUCAGAACUUAACGGACGACAUGAAAGCCAGAGCCGUCACACGGUUGCUGCCGUACAGUCAUUUCUGAUAAUUGUCACGUUGAAGGCCAUCAUCCCGCUGAUACCACGGCCACUUAAGAAAUGAAUAUUCAAUAAAUUUUUACUACUGUAUUAAUGUUAUUUUUUCGGUUUAAAUCGCUUCUCACAAAAUAAAUGGACUGAUGGGUG